GUCUUCAAAAAAAAAAGAAGUGCCCGAACUGCAGUGCCCUAUCUGUCACCAACUGCUUUCCUCAUCGUGUAACCGAUUCGCAAUCAUGGUCAACUAUGGCGUCGUGCUCCUGUUGGGUGUUGCAUAGUUGAUGACUGGGUUGACUGCAGGUGUAGCGAUGUCUCCUUGGUAUGGCGGAAAUCAAACCGCAACGUCGCCGCCUUUCCUACACAACUAAAGCAACAACAGUUCCUGCGCCGAUGUCUUCAAGUACUACACCACCAAAGCACCGGAGUUUUAUACCACAACUUACGCUGCCCCGAGCCACUACACUGAUGCCCUGAAGUAUUACUCUCCCUGAGUUACUACUCCAUCUAGGUGACGGAGUACUACAUGACUACGCAUGCUGCCACAUCCUACUACACCGAGGCUUCUAACUGCUACACCGAGGCUCCCGCUGAUGUCUCCACCAAGACGGUUGAGUACUACACCGAAGCGGCAAAGUACUUCUCUGCCCCGAUCUACACAACCACAACUGAGGCGGCCAAGUAUUACGCAGUCCCGACUUGCUACACAAAAGCCGCUCUUUCGUGCUACGUUGAACAGAAAUACUACACUGAUGCUCCAGUCUACUACACCACGACCUACGCUACACCUAGCUUCAACACUGCAGCCCCCAAGUACUACACCGAAGAAGCCGCCUAUUACACAACUACGUACGCUGCCUAGUUUACUACAUCGACGAAUUUAAGUAUUGCCCUGCUCCAAACUACCAAAAUUAGGUUCAUAUGUAUUGCAAUUUUCAUUACUAUAUUACCUGCUCCGACCUAAACACCUAAGUUCUGAAGUAUUUCUCUGUAUUUGUGAAAGAUUGCUGAAAUACAAGAUUUAAUGAUA
Molecule: messenger RNA, 876 nt
Organism: Daphnia pulex (common water flea)
Lineage: Eukaryota; Metazoa; Arthropoda; Branchiopoda; Diplostraca; Daphniidae
Exons: 3
Coding region: 373-708 (111 amino acids)
Source: RefSeq, a predicted model, not a curated record